This is a messenger RNA of Hypomesus transpacificus, 4834 nucleotides long. RefSeq names its product UDP-N-acetyl-alpha-D-galactosamine:polypeptide N-acetylgalactosaminyltransferase 2 (gene galnt2). NCBI's taxonomy places the organism in Eukaryota, Metazoa, Chordata, Actinopteri, Osmeriformes, Osmeridae. The coding region runs from base 148 to 1830 and encodes 560 amino acids. The transcript has 16 exons. Gene Ontology annotation, cellular component: Golgi apparatus. The record is from RefSeq and is a predicted model, not a curated record.
ACCCGGUGAUGUUGGCUGUUUCCUGCUCUUUCAGCCCGACUGCCGAAGCCUCUGUUUGCAGCUCGGCAAGACGCUCAACUUGGAUCUAGUACGCUUUAAUCAAAGCUAUAGAAAAUCAGUUGAUAAAUCCACAACCAACAGACAGCAAUGCGAAGGAAAUCAAGGAUAUUACUGUGCUUUGCGGUCCUCUGGGUGCUUGGCAUAGCGUAUUAUUUCUAUUCGGGAACAACAUUAAAUCGAAAGGAUGACUGGAGUGCAAGUGACUCGUCGAGUAAACACCAAGCCCUCAGCAACGCUGACGACAAAACCCACAGUCUGGAGACGCUGGCACCAGGCAAGGUGCGGUGGCAGGACUUUGACCAGGACCUGUACGUGGGGGCGACGGUGGUACGGCCAGGCCAGGACCCCUACGCCCGGAACAAGUUCAACCAGGUGGAGAGCGACAAGCUCCACAUGGACCGCGGCGUGCCCGACACGCGACAUGACCACUGCAAACAUAAACAGUGGAAGACGGAGCUGCCGUCGUCUAGUGUCGUCAUCACCUUCCACAACGAGGCGCGCUCCGCCCUGCUGCGCACCGUGGUCAGCGUCUUGAAGAAGAGCCCCGCCCACCUGGUGAAGGAGAUCAUCCUGGUGGACGACUAUAGUGACAACGCUGAGGACGGGGCCUUGCUGGGGAAGAUCGAGAAGAUCCGGGUCCUCCGCAACGACCGGCGGGAAGGUCUGAUGAGGUCCAGGGUCCGAGGGGCCGAUGCUGCUACUGCCUCUGUCCUCACCUUCCUGGACAGCCACUGCGAGUGUAACGAACACUGGCUAGAGCCCUUGCUGGAGAGGGUGGCUGAGGACAAGACGCGGGUAGUGUCCCCCAUCAUCGACGUCAUCAACAUGGACAACUUCCAGUACGUGGGCGCCUCUGCAGACCUCAAAGGAGGGUUUGACUGGAACCUGGUAUUCAAAUGGGACUACAUGACUCUGGAGCAGAGGAGGGCCCGCCAGGGGAACCCCAUAGCCCCCAUCAAGACUCCUAUGAUAGCUGGAGGACUCUUUGUGAUGGACAAGGACUACUUUGAGGAGCUGGGGAAGUAUGACAUGAUGAUGGACGUGUGGGGAGGAGAGAACCUUGAGAUCUCGUUCCGUGUGUGGCAGUGUGCGGGCAGCUUGGAGAUCAUCCCUUGCAGCAGAGUGGGUCACGUCUUCAGGAAGCAGCAUCCCUACACCUUCCCAGGAGGCAGUGGGACUGUGUUUGCCCGGAACACGCGGAGAGCUGCGGAGGUGUGGAUGGACGAGUUUAAGAACUUCUACUACGCUGCCGUGCCCUCGGCCAGAAACGUGCCCUAUGGCAACAUCCAGAGUAGGCUGGAGAUGAAGAAGAGACUGGGCUGCAAGCCCUUCAAGUGGUACCUGGAGAACGUCUACCCUGAGCUCAGAGUUCCAGAUCACCAGGACAUAGCCUUUGGAGCACUGCAACAGGGGGGAAACUGCCUGGACACCCUGGGUCACUUUGCCGAUGGCGUAGUGGGCGUGUACGAGUGUCACAAUGCCGGUGGCAAUCAGGAGUGGGCCCUGACUAAAGACAAGUCUGUGAAGCACAUGGACCUGUGUUUGACGGUGGUGGAGCGCACGGCAGCGUCGCUAAUCAAACUGCAGGGCUGCCGGGAGAACGACAGCAGACAGAAAUGGGAGCAGAUCGAGAGCAACUCCAAGCUGCGUCACGUGGGCAGCAACCUGUGUCUGGACAGCCGCAGCGCGCGGGUCGGAGGCCUCACUGUGGAGGUCUGCAGCUCCAACCUCAACCAGCAGUGGAAGUUCACUCUCAAUCUCCAGCCCUAGAGACUCCACACACACAGACAACAUCCGCGACACACCUCCUCCUGCAAUUCCUCCACCCUCAAACCUCCUCUCCAUUCCAGCCGUUGGGGGGAGGGGGGGGGGGGAUGCAGCCAACCAAUUGCACCACCCGGUACCACCCCAUACACGCCUUCUGGGGUGGGGCUUGUCCAUUUAUGGAGAGAGGUAGGAUGGGAAGUAAACUAAGGUGGGGUGGUGGCAGUAGUGGGGUUGAUGAAAGUGAAGAUGAUGUUUUCCAUCCAACUACAUACCUCAGUGUUUUAUCUUUGGUCCUGCUCUUGGAGAGAGAAAGUACCUUUUAUUUACUUCAAUCCAGGUGAAAUGGAAUGAUUCGGUGACCUAGUUUCUUUGAAUUUGAUGAACGUUUUUUUUUUCUUUUAACUUUUUCUUAUUUCCACCGAAUAUCACAGAAUAUUUCCUGAAAUGGAAGUGACUAUUUCUUUCUUAGUUUUUUCUUCUCUCAAGUAAUCUAUUGUUGUGGAAUGGAAAGACGUAUUCUACAGAGGUUUCCUAGAGAUGCAGACCUGGGCGCAGGUGGAAGGUUGGAGUUUGAGUUUGGGCUUGAGCCUGCUCUCUGAAGAGAACGGAAAGCUAUGCGCUGAACACACCUAUGUUCACUUACGCUCAGCCCUGAUUGGCCACUUGGAUGGCAUGAACAAAUAAAUGAAAAAUAUUUAUAAUUUCUACGGAGUGUGAUUGUCCUCCUAUCCCAUGUGAUGUGAGACCAUGUCAGAAUAUCUUGGGGUCAAAGAGUUGACCAGAACAUAGAAAUUCAACCAGGACAUGGACCCAAGUCUGCUGGCAGGUCCUUAUGCAGUAGCACUGGCUGCUAUGCUCAUCCACCCUCCAUCACAACCUGUCAGAAAGUACAUACAGUAUAUUUUCUUUCAUGUUUUUCUUUGUUUUCUUUGGCAAAGCAGUACUCUGUCCAACUUGUUUUAAUGUUUCAGUUGUUGUGCUCUCAAGCAAAAAGUAAAACAAUGUUUUGUGUAUUGUAGAAUAAUCAAAUGAGUAAGAUGGUUAAUUGAAUGGAUAUUUCUGUUUCUAAUCUCUCUGGUUGCUCUAGGACUGUUCCCUUGUGAGAAACACUGUCUACUUCCUUUUCCUGUGUCAGUGUUGCCAUGGUACUUCUAUGUAUUAUUGAUUACCGCACAUCAAAUUAUAUUGCUUACAGAGUAAAGUGGGAACCAUACUAUCUGUGCUAUAAGUGUUUUUGAGAUGUCAUCUGACAGCAUUCUCAUAAUGUACUUUGGGAGUCCUUAAGAGUCCUUAUUAUGGUCUAUCACGGAUGAUCUGCCAUUUCUAGAAAAAUGUGUGUGUCCGUUUGAGGUUACUGACAAGAAAGAACAGCAUGUUUCAUCAUUCUUCACUUUUCUGUAACUUCUGUUAUUAUUUUGUGUACCCGUGUCCGUGUAUUUUUACCUACUUUGUGACUGAUGCCUUGCCUUUUCUAAUAUCUACCCUACUGUAAGGAGUAUCUUUGUGUUGUUGGGCCACACUGCCCCCUGCUGGACUCACAAGGGAGAAAAGCAAUAAGAUUACCUGUUUCCUGUAACGUCUGGCAUUUGCUGUGAAUUUUGCUUUCAUUAUCCUCCUCUUGUUCUGUAACAAGACAUCUGUAGUACUGAUGAGGCCCAGCAGACACAGGCCACCUAUACUGACAAGGCCGAGGUGACCAAAUUGGAUUGGCUCAUAGUUUUGUUGUGUCCAGGAUCAAGCCACCAUGUUAUAAAGAUUAACCUACUCAGCAACCAACUACUCAUUCAGUACUACUUGGCUAACAGUGUUUUCCUUUGCCGUUUUUCGUGUAGAAACUCAUCUCCAGUCAGCCCAGAGCCCAGUACUCGAUACAGGCACCCUUCCUUUCCAACUCCUUGUAAGAGAACUGCUGAUCCAACUUAACGGUAAAGGAGAAUAAGUAUUUGUAUAGGGCCCUAAAACUUCUUUAGUUGGAAAGGAUAAAGCCCUUUUACACAGGUACUUCUAACUGAACAGCCACACUGACCUUGGGACUGUAGUUGUAGGGCAGGAGCAGGGGGGGGGGGGGGGGGGGGGGCUGGUCCACAGCUGCCUGAUCCAACUUCUCCAGUAUGAAAGAUAGUAGCCAAUCGGUGAGGUGGCGUGAUCCAAUCAGAAACUUGGAGGACAGCUGGGCUGAAAAGGCAGGGCUAAUGGGGAAGUCUGAUUUGAUGACAACAAAGAUCACAUGGUGGAAAUGUUUUGAUUGAAUGUUCGACAUCUUAUUGGACGUCCCCCUUUCCUUUCUUCUGUCAGAUCUCCUCCUUCUGUGCUUGUGAGGAGAGGAAGAAUUGUGUAAAGGCUUAUGAGAUGCUUUGGGUUAUUUUUAAUAUCAACCAGUUUUACACAAAGACAGGCAAAUCAGUUUGCCAUUUAUUUUCCUUAAUUCUGGUAAUGCGGGAGAGGAGAAAUCAUCCUAGAAAUACAAACACAUUUUAAUUGGAUGAAAUGUUUACAUAGCACAAUGUGCCAAAGUUAUUUACUAUUUGAUUUGCAUUGUCAAUAUAUUUGUACUCAAGAUUGGGACUGGGACAAGUAUAAUUCCCACUGACAUAAUUACAGAUAAUAAACCAAAUUCGGAAUCAUAAAAAUAGUAAUUUGAGAUAUUAUCUAGUAUGGUGUGUUCAUCUUAAAAAUAGAACUAUUGUUUGCUGUAGGACAAUUGGAUACAUUGGAAUUUAAAAUCAUGUGGAGUGGCCUGGAGUUAGCAUUGGGGUAACAAUGUAAAAGUGUAUAUGUUUGUAUAUACAGUACGAUUGUGUCUGUACAGUAUGUACAUAUAUACACAUAAGCAACAGCGGUUACUAGUUAGUUGGUCUACUGUACAGCGCUUCUAAUUGUUCAUUGUUUUAUAGAUAUGGCAGGAAUUCAACUUUGAAUGAGAAAAAAUGAUUAACUUAAAUAAAUGCAUUUAUAUACAAACAAGACCAAGAGUUUCAUCUAGACCUUGUGUUGUCCAACAUUUUAA